AUGCCUGGUGUGCCUGGUCCUAUCCAGCGUCAAGAUCUUGAUAAGGUUGCCAAGACGUAUGGCAAGACCAACCAUUUUUGGCAGGUUGACAAAGGUGAUGCAUUUCCUCUUGGGCUGCCUCAAAUCAUGAUGGCCCUCACUAGAGACGGUCAGCUCCAAGACAAUCUUGCUAAAGAUGUGGAGAAACGGUUCAAUGUAUCAUUUGAUGCUGAAAGAGAGAACAGAGCCUACAUGAAGGGAUCUGAGCAUGGAAUACAUCAUCUGGCGAAUGGUGGAGGGAAAGGGAUUAAGACUGUGUUGAGGGAGACUGAUUGCAAGCCUGUGGAAUCUGUGCCCAGGGUUUUCGUCUGA
Molecule: messenger RNA, 351 nt
Organism: Papaver somniferum (opium poppy)
Lineage: Eukaryota; Viridiplantae; Streptophyta; Magnoliopsida; Ranunculales; Papaveraceae
Product: oil body-associated protein 1A-like
Exons: 2
Coding region: 1-351 (116 amino acids)
Source: RefSeq, a predicted model, not a curated record